AUGUCAAAAAAGCUACCCAGGAGAAAACCCCCACCAUUGGAAACAAAUGAUUCGACAAACGAUAGUAGCUUUAACGGGCCCAACUUUGCGCUAUAUCCAGAGCUGAACCAGUUUGCAAGCUCAAUGCACACGCAGCAUGUCAAUUAUAGAACUAAUGAUGUAGAUUCUUCAGUGUUUACUCCCACCGAGCAACUACACAAUUCAUCGGAGAUUUCCUUUGAUGAAUCGUUUACUUCAUUUGAUUCACCAAAACCAAAAGGACCAAAGGAGAUUUGGGAGUAUGAGGACGUCAACACGCCGCCAAAGGGUAUCUAUUCUCCGCCAUCAAGACCCACACAUGCUAGUAUACAAAUCAGUCGUAUUCUCCCGCAACGAAGCUACCAACAGAUGUCAAGGUCGCAAUCGAACCCGAGUGUGAUGAAGCACACAUCUUUUGAUUCUUCUUCCUAUUCUGUGCUGGCGGAGACUGAAACUCAAGAUAGAAUACCGCCAUACCCUACGCGGCAGAUUGAGGACUUUCUAGACGAUGAUUUUGAUAGCAGUUUCGCUUUCGAUAUUGAUUCUCCGUCACAACGAAGAACACGGGCUAUUAUAGAGGAGACAGUUAAUACAAAUUCGCCAAAAAUGGAUGAUGUUCCAAAUUUGAGCACAAGGAGCUCGCAAUCGACAAUUCCCAUUCGUCAAAGGCAGAGUAUAGACUCUUCAUACAUGGAUCUGGAAGGAUCGUCACCCACAUACACACCUAAUCGGAGACUAUCCAUGUAUUCAUAUUCACAAAGUCGAUCUCCAUCGCCGAAAAGGACUAAUCAGAGCGGUUACUUCGAUAAGCCUAUUCUCAUGUUGAAUGAUCAUAUUGAAACCAUUGAUGAACCUCAAGAUUCGAUGUUUUCUAAGUAUCAUCCUGGGUCACCGUAUAGAGUUGUUUCUGAUAACCCAUUCUACGACGAGGAGGAGGUUCACAAUUAUGAAUCACCAGUAACCGAUUACUUUGACUAUUCAAUUUUGCCUGAACUACCACCAAGUCGCGAUAUUAGCUCAACGAGUACUGCCCCUCCACUACCCUCAGGUCCACCACCACCACUUCCCAAGAAAUUACAAGAAUUGCCGCCUCUUCCUUUGGAUCUUCCGCAACUUCCAUUUAGCUCCUCGGCAUUACAAGCACAACAUUUUGAGAUUUGCUCCAACGUGUGGUCAUUAUCAGAAUUAUUCCAGUGGUGUUGCAAGUUGCAAAUUUGGUUGAGUGAUCUGACAAUAUCGAAACAAGAGUUGGUAAAGGCAAUCACAAGGUUGAUUGCGUUUCAUAAAAGUGAUGUGUCUCUUGAUGUUGUGAUGCAUAACUCACAAACAGCUUUUAACUCAUUCUUGCUGGCUCAAGCAAUUGAGGUAAUGGAGCUACAUCGGCCAAAUACUAAUGGAUAUCGAAGUGUUGUAAUUUUCAAUGAUAAAGUAUAUGUGAAUGGUGUACUCCCUGAACUCCUGCGGUGUUAUACUACUAUUCACCAAACCAGAGAUGAAGAGAUGACAUGCUAUUCAACGAUUUGCCCUUUUAGUCGAAUGAUGAAUCUUGAGCGAAAGAUGAGAAGUAUGGACAUUAAGGAUAUAGUCUUGGCCACUGAUUGGGCCACCCAUUGGCGGUUGACUGUUGAUGACUUACGUGAUUUGGACACCAAUAUGAUCAAGCGCCAAUCAUUAAUCUUUGACUUGUUGAGGUACGAACAAACCUUUAUACAAAGGGCUCGAUGUUUUGUUGAUGUUGUUGGGCCGCUGUUUGUUAAAGCUGCAAAGGGAUUCUUGGGACUGAAUAGCUCUAAAAUCAAAGUGUUUGAAGAGGAGGUUAUCAAGACGGGGUUUUCCAUUGUUGAGAUACAUCAGAACCAGUUGUUUGAACCGUUAUUGAAGGUACUCAUCUCUGAAGGCAAAUUUAUCAAAAAUGUAAUUGAAAUUGUCAAUAUUUACACCGAUUGGGCCAAGGAAGUGCGUCCUUACUUGGUUACCUAUAUGAACAAUAUGCCAAUGAUUGAGGAGCUAUUGGGUAUUCCCAGCUUGAAAACGUAUGUUGAUCAACGUAUUGGUCAAUUACCACGGGUGAAAGAGUUGAAGGUCAAUGUGCCGAUCUUGUUUAUAAGUACAUUCAAUUCGAGAUACCAGCAAAUACCACUACAAUUAUUAGACAUCCAAAAAAGGUUUAAUGAGCAAGAACCAGAAUAUUUUCUAUUAAAACAAGCAAGUGAUGAAAUUAAAAAGUUAGGGUCAAAAAUUAACGAUUCAAAAAAACUUGCCGAUAAUGUCCAUGCUCUUGACCAAUUGAAAACACAAUUAUAUUGGAAAUCUAGUCUCCGUCAGAGGAAUUUAAACCUAGGGUCAAUCAACCGAAAACUCAUUUGCCGAGGCGAUCUCACUAGACGCAGUGACCUAAAGAUUACUUCACAGGUGAUGCACGUUAUUCUCUUGGAUAAUGCCAUUCUCAUUACUGAACGAUUAAAAACCCCCAAAUCAAACGGAAACCAGUACAAGAUCUGCGAAGAUCCUAUACCGAUUGAUUUUCUAUCAUUUGAAGACCGUGUAAUUCCACCAUCAACAAUAAAGCUCUCAUCAUCGCCAAUUACCAAAACUGCCCAUCCAGAGGAAGAGGAUUCAAAGUUUGGUGUUAAAUUGCGUUAUGCUGGAAGACCCAGGCAUUCGUAUCUAUUCAUUUGCAAAACCGAGCGGGAAAAGAAUGACUGGAUCAAUUAUUUAAUCGCUGCCAAAGAGAAUAUGAAUAAACGGCUUUCGAGUACAAAAUUGUACCGAGCUAAAGCGAUAUCAAAAACUUGUUUCGCAUAUGAGUUUGGCAAUCGUAUUACAAAGUUGCCUAUUGUUGUGCCGAAUGAUACCAUUUACGAACUAUGCCGGGAGUCGGUGGAGAAAAUGCAAAAGUUGGGAUUGGCUGAUGUCUACAGCACACAAGCACCAAAAAGCAGAGUUGUUCAAAGUUCAGUUCAGUGUUGUGUCACGUUUGAGUACAUGGAUUUGAGAUUCACCUUUGUGGGGUUGCAUUCGGGGUUAUAUUGCUGCGAAUCAAAAAGUCGAUGGAAGAAGAUCCUUAGUGGUGGUGAUUUCAGCAAAAUACAUAUUGAAACUAGUGUUGGAUUGGUGAUUAUUCUAAGUGAUAAAGUUCUACGCUACUACUCUCUUCGACAAAUGCUAGAUGUUUACACCGGAAAGCGGAGAGAGAUUGCUGGUGCUUCUCUCUCGAAAGACCCCGUUUUAUUUUUCUCCAUGAAGAUGCACAAGAAUAUACCCAUGUUGUUUUUUGCGAAAAAAAAGGUAAAUGCCACCUCAUUUAAAGUGCUUAUUCCUGAGAUCGAUAACAAUGGUGUAUUUAGUCGAUUUAAAGAUGAUCGAAAGUUUUACAUUGAGGCUGAGUGUUUUGGUAUUUCCAUAUUCAAUUCAUCAUUUGCAUUACAUACGGACAAGGGUUUUGAGGUUAUGGAAUUGGACAAGUUGAUGCCACGCUCAGUUCCUGAUUUGCCGUUUGAAAUUGAGCGGAGAAAGUUGGACCAGUUUUCACGGAAAACACCGAGCACCAUGCUCGAAACUAUCAAGAAGCUCGUCACUUCAUCAAACUCGAUACCCAUGGGGAUGUUCAAACUAAACAAUAAUAGUGAAUUCCUACUCGUCUAUUCUGAGUUUGCUAUAUUUAUCAACAAACAGGGUAGAUUGUCAAGAGAAACUGCUCUCAUUUUCGACUUUAAGGUACAUUCGAUCCAUUUUGUUGAUAAUCACUUGUUUUUGGUAAGAGAUGAUAUUGUUGAAGUGUUGUCGAUUUCUGAUUUCGCCAAGGGUUCGAAUGAUUUAGUACAGGUUAUCACUGGAAAAGGAAUAUGUUUGGUAUCAAAAGAGAAAGAUGUGAGCUUAGCUAUGGCAAACCCGCUUGUUUCUGGUUUGCAAUUGUUGUUUGAUUUAGUACCUACAUAG
Messenger RNA from Lodderomyces orthopsilosis Co 90-125, 3957 nucleotides. It is a transcript of the gene TUS1, whose product is annotated as Rho family guanine nucleotide exchange factor. NCBI's taxonomy places the organism in Eukaryota, Fungi, Ascomycota, Pichiomycetes, Serinales, Debaryomycetaceae. The record is from RefSeq and is a predicted model, not a curated record. Gene Ontology annotation, molecular function: guanyl-nucleotide exchange factor activity. The transcript has a single exon. The coding region runs from base 1 to 3957 and encodes 1318 amino acids.